Bacillus rossius redtenbacheri is the source of this 1361-nucleotide messenger RNA. RefSeq names its product trypsin-3-like. The transcript is spliced from 7 exons. Bases 188 to 970 code for a protein of 260 amino acids. Lineage: Eukaryota; Metazoa; Arthropoda; Insecta; Phasmatodea; Bacillidae. Gene Ontology annotation, biological process: proteolysis. The record is from RefSeq and is a predicted model, not a curated record. Gene Ontology annotation, molecular function: serine-type endopeptidase activity.
GACACACGUGCAUUGUAGCUAUUAUGAUAAGUCAUAUCUUUUUUUUUUUUGUGCAUUCAAAAGCCACUUGAAAAUGUGUUCUUGAUUUGCAAUGGAUACAAAGUACGUUUAAGGGAACAGUAUUUAAAACAAUUCUAGUAGGGAGAACUUGUUCACUGGCAGUCUGCAGAACGCCCCGACACACAUCAUGUUCCGACCUGUCAUCUUCUUCGCCUUGCUGGCAUGCGGGCUGGCCAGCGAGUCCAUCUUCUUCAACAAACUCAAUCCGAAGAUCAUUGGAGGAUCUCCGGCUGCCAUUGAAGAGUUCCCCUACAUGGUCUCCCUGCAAGUGGACUUCUUGGGCAUUAUCCGCCUCCACCUGUGCGGCGGCUCCAUCAUUUCCCAGGAGUGGGUCGUCUCGGCAGCCCACUGCACUGUGAAUUACGGUCCUUCGUCGCUGGUGAUCCGUGCCGGCAGCGCUCGGGAGGCCAGCGGAGGACAAGUCCGCUCCGUCAGCCAGAUCAUCGAGCACCCCAACUACAACCAAGGGAUCCCUCUCGACAACGACAUCGUUGUAAUCAAGGUCAGCUCACCCUUCGUCUACGGCGUCGCGGUACACCCUGUGGUGCUGCCCACAGCUAAUGCGGCGGUGGCUUCUGGCACAUAUGGCGUGAUUACUGGCUGGGGAGCCACUUCCCAAGGAGGCAGCGGCUCUGCCACUCUGCUCCAAGUGAGUGUGCCCCUGAUGACCAACAACCAGUGCACGCAGUACUACGCCAGCAACAGGAUCUCCAACGGCAUGAUCUGCGCCGGCUACCAAGCGGGAGGAAAGGACUCUUGCCAGGGAGACUCCGGUGGUCCGCUCGCCGUCGAAGGCGUGCUGGUGGGCAUCGUGUCGUGGGGUGCCGGCUGCGCGCAGCCCAACGCCCCUGGAGUCUACGCCCGCGUCGCCUUCUACAGGCAAUGGAUAUCCUCCAACACCGGCAUCUAGGCGCCACCUCAUCCAUGCUUCGAGCUGCUGCCACGGCGAUGACUCUUAUCCGCCCACACGGCGUCACGUCUAAAAUAAAUUACCUACUUUAAAAAAAUAUUUUCUGAAGCUGUUUCUCUUUUCUAACAUGAAGUAAGAAGUGAAUACAAAUGCAUAUCCCGAGCCAGGGUUCAGGAUGUGGAACUAUGGAGCAAACUGUGACCUUGAACCCUGUAACCUCGGCCACCAUCUCGGAUGAUGUCGUCGUAACCAUAUCAUAUGAUCUGAACCUUGAUCUAUGUUGCUGUCCUGUUUCUGCCAUAUUGGACCUGCCAUUUUAAUACAAUUAUUUUAAUUUUAAGAAAAAUCCAGUAUUAUACCAUUUUGAAUUCCAAUAAAUUUCACAAAACUA